AUGAGAAAGCAUAGAUGCAUAGUGAUAUAUUUAAUGAAUCAUGCAAAUUCUGAUUCUGAAGAAGAACUUGAAUCAAAUAUAAUUGUAAGUUCAUCCUCUAAGGCAUCUUCUAAGGUAUCCUCUAAGACACCUUUCAAAAAACAUAUAUCAAAUAAAAAACAAAAAAUACGUAAAAAACAUCCUCCUGGUAUUGAUAAUAAUGAAGUUAUUUAUGCUACAGAUGUUCAAAAUAAAGCAAGUUUACUUGAUAAUAAUGAGCUUGAUGAGCUUUUAAAUAAAUUACCUAUAGAAGAUAACCAUGCUGCCACUCUUAUUACUCUUAUUCAAAAUAAAGAACGUGAUGAUACUGAAAAUAGUUCAGAUAAUUCAGAUGAAGAACCAUUCAAAGUGCCUAUUCAAGAAGCACAUAAUGCAUUAAAAACAUGA
Messenger RNA from Cetraspora pellucida, 426 nucleotides. The record is from the annotation of a GenBank genome assembly. Lineage: Eukaryota; Fungi; Glomeromycota; Glomeromycetes; Diversisporales; Gigasporaceae.